CGCUGCUUCAACAUCUCAUACCCUUUUCGCGAAUCACGGUUUCUUCAUCACUCACUUCGUCGGUCUCCUCGGGCGCAAGUAGAAAUCUUCUUUCGAAGUUUGAGCCUCCAGAACGUCUGUGGUUCCAACCUUAGUAUCUCGAAGUCAGAAGCCUUCUCACCAGACUUCACUUUCCGAGUCUCAAAUCCUCAGCGUCACUAACCGAACGAAGAGAACGGCAUGGAUUAUAUAGUCCGUUCGAUCAAUCAAGGUGCUGCCAGCACUGGGGAGAAGCGGCGCUUUCCUAGUCCUGUUAUUGCCCUGGCGCGACGAUCAUGUGACGUCGCGUUGCCCACCGUCGAGCCUCGUACUUCAAGCCAACUUAAUCUCGGCACGCACCGCGCGCCUUCCGCAACCCGAAGUCCAACGUCUACAAACACCAACGAGGGUCACGUCGAGAUCAAGAGAGAAGCAUCAGUGCUCGAACAUGUCGUCAUCUCUGACAGACCAAAAGAGAAGAUCUUUUUCCUCAAGAGGAUGGUAGAGGGCCGUCCGCAUUUCGAUGCUUUGAUUGAAGUCGGCCGAGGGCAAAUGCGUCUCAACGCCGAGCAAGCCAAGAUUGAGUAUGCUAUCUGGGAGGCGAGUGAUGACCUCUUCAUCUAUCGGCAGGCUGGACCAGAUUUCCGGAUCCUACAGUCUAUGGGCAGCAUCGAGUACCAUGGUGCCAACAACGAGAAGUACGUCAAGUACACCUUUACCAUCAAGACUUGUGGUUUCAUUUGCCAGCGGGAUGCGAAUAACCAGCUCAACGUCGUGAAGCUCACAGUGAGCGGGAAGUCAUUCCUCCCUCAUCGAGAGAUAGACAAGAAGAACUUUCUCCACCACGCCAAGUGGCAUAAACGCGUCAAGAACAUGGCCCGUCACCUGGGCUUGAAUCUGCGAACCUUCUACGACGGGGGAGGAAAGCCAAUGACGGCGAAGAAUUGCGGCGAUUGGCGGGCGGGGCACAUCGAGAAGAAGUUGGCUACCCAUGUAGCAUACGCCAUGCUGAAAUAUUUCGACAUCAAGAUCGAUAAGAAGCAUAACGCCUCGCUCAAAGACCUCGAUCGCCUUCGUCAACAUCUCAAAACCCAAGGCGCAGCGCCUCACUUUGAGAUUCAUCUCAGUCGAGGCCCCUGUGGGACUUUCAAGCGUCCUGGUCAAUGCCUUCCAUUCGUCAGAAAACUAGGAGCGGCAUCGGGCAUCAAGUUUACCAUUCAUUCUUAGGAGGAGAAUGUUAUUCUCGAUGGCUCGGUUCCCCCCAAACCCGAAGCAAGAAAGGUGAACAACGAGCUCUGCGCACUUAACCACAGGGAGAAUCUUCCCAGCUCCGGUAUUGACGAUGUCGACUAUGACAGUGAGGAGGAGGAUCUUCGGCUUCACCUUGCUGAUGCCGGGGGCCAGAAAGACGACAUUGUGUUUGACGGCUUCGAU
Colletotrichum phormii is the source of this 1452-nucleotide messenger RNA. RefSeq lists its product as uncharacterized. NCBI's taxonomy places the organism in Eukaryota, Fungi, Ascomycota, Sordariomycetes, Glomerellales, Glomerellaceae. The record is from RefSeq and is a predicted model, not a curated record. The coding region runs from base 220 to 1245 and encodes 341 amino acids. The transcript is spliced from 3 exons.